This is a messenger RNA of Clupea harengus (Atlantic herring), 1460 nucleotides long. RefSeq lists its product as uncharacterized. The coding region runs from base 437 to 1060 and encodes 207 amino acids. The record is from RefSeq and is a predicted model, not a curated record. NCBI's taxonomy places the organism in Eukaryota, Metazoa, Chordata, Actinopteri, Clupeiformes, Clupeidae. The transcript is spliced from 3 exons.
UGAAAGAUUGAUGUCUCAUUUGUCUUCUCUGAUUCCAUUUAAAGGCCAAUUUAUAAUCCUCACUAGGCGAGAAAACUGAUGAAAAGUGCUCAAAUUUCCUCCAGUGCUUUUGUCUUGACACCGCAUCUGAUAAUCAGGAAGUGAAUGUGAUAUUUCUUUCUCUCAGUGACUAAUCUUGCAGAACGACAUUACGAAAUACUAAAAGGAAACAGACAGGAAAUAAAUGGUAUUUGAUUGCCGAUGAAUACAAUUGGUCGAUUGUUAAUAAAAACAUACAACCCCACCCCACACCACCCAUCCACCUGAUUCUCGGGACGGUUUAAAAAUCUGCUGUUCUCAUUCCUUGAGGUUGUUCAUUUGAUGAAGCUUCCUGGGUGCAAUACUGCACUCUCUUCGUGAUACAGUGACUUGGCUGAGGCAUCACAGACGGCAGACUAUGUCAGCGAAAAUGGAUAUCUAUGACCACCUGUGGGACAACAAUAAGGAUAUUGCUGAGGAGACAUUGCAUGUGCCAUUUCUAGAGCACAUGCAAAUGGGGGACCUCCAGGCAGACUACUAUGUCAACUUCAUGAUCCAGGACAUCAAUUAUCUCCUGAAGGUCACAGACAUAUUGGAGAAGAUGUGUCUGAAAGUGAAGUGCCCUGCGGACCUCCAAGUGUUCAUGAAGGAUAGAUUUAUUAGUUACAAGAGCUAUGCUGCUGACACACUAAAAAAAUUCAACCUCAAAGGUGUGUCAGACAUUAUCCCGACCCCUGCCAUGGAGAAGUACCUGUCACAAUACAGAGCCAUUAUGGAGAAUGAGGAGCCCAUUUACUUUGCCGUGGCUCUCCUUCCCUGCGCGAGGCUCUGGCUGUGGCUGGCCAGGCAGCUCAAGGAGAGCUACGGCAACGCCUACUUCACCUGGAAGAAGGAAAACUCGCACGGCCACCCGGAAGACCACUACAGGGCGCUGCUCAACAAGUAUCUGACCACCCCAGCGCAGAUUGAACGGGCAAAGGCCCUCUUCCGCCAACAAAUGCAGCAUGAGCUUGAUUUCUUUGCAUCCUCACUCGAAGAGUAGAAAUGAAAUGACACAAGUGAACAUAACCAUGUUCUUUGCUGUCAGUUAGAGUUCAUGUAGCCUACCUCUACUGCCCGCUGCUUUACUUAUCUAAAAUAAUCCAUAUGAAGACUAUCCAAACCAUUUGUGUCACAGCAAGUAACUGAAAGACAAUCUUUUUAACCAGCUCUAGACUACAAUGACAACAUAGACUAUCAAUAUACUGGGCUUUGUCCAGAGUCACAGCAGGCCUUUAAAAUACUAUUGCUGUCUGUCAGUUAUAGCAAAAUGUCUGUCUAGCGAUAAAAUAUCUAUUACAGCUAUUACACUGUGCUAUAUAGCCUAUUGUUAACAUGAUUUGUAUGGCUGCUUCGAUGCCACAACAACAAGCUAAAUUGUUAUCAAUAAAUAUAUCUCUGAA